Messenger RNA from Cygnus olor (mute swan), 2773 nucleotides. RefSeq names its product synaptic vesicle glycoprotein 2C (gene SV2C). Gene Ontology annotation, biological process: transmembrane transport; chemical synaptic transmission. The transcript is spliced from 13 exons. The record is from RefSeq and is a predicted model, not a curated record. NCBI's taxonomy places the organism in Eukaryota, Metazoa, Chordata, Aves, Anseriformes, Anatidae. Bases 258 to 2441 code for a protein of 727 amino acids. Gene Ontology annotation, molecular function: transmembrane transporter activity. Gene Ontology annotation, cellular component: membrane.
UCCGCCCCUCCUCCGACCCAUCACGCUCGGCGGCACCUGCGGGAGGCUCCUCGCUCCCUCCUUCCCUCCGUCCCUCCCGCAGCAUCACACCGCCAGCGGGAGGCAGGAGGCGGCGGGCAGUGAGGGGAGCCACUGGGAAGCACCGGUAGCAUAUUACAGCUUCACAUUUUCUGCUGAUGUCCAGCGCACAAUAAAUUUUCCAAAUAGUGUUUGACUGGUGUCUCUCCAGUAGAAUAGCAGUCUUUCUUUUAUACAAGAUGGAGGAAUCAUACAAAGAUAGGACUUCUUUAGUGAAAGGGGCAAAAGAUAUUGCUAAAGAGGUGAAGAGGCAAGCAGUGAAAAAAAUGAAUAAAGCUAUUGACAAAGCUCAGGACGGCUACACACAGAGGUCCUACAACCGAUUCCAGGAUGAGGAAGAUGAUGAUGAUUAUUAUGUUCAAGGAGGAAAUUAUGGCAUAGAAGCUAAUGAUGAUGAAGGGUCAAGUGAAGCAACCGAAGGACAUGAUGAAGAUGAUGAAAUUUAUGAAGGGGAAUAUCAAGGAAUCCCCAACAUGGGGCAGGGCAAGGAUGGCAUGGUGGCCUUAGGGCAGUCUAUGCAUGAUGAAUAUAAGGAUCGUCAUGAACUGGAAACAGAGAGGAAAGCUGAUGAAGAAGAGCUAGCACAGCAGUAUGAACUGAUAAUACAAGAAUGCGGCCAUGGUCGAUUUCAGUGGGCACUCUUCUUUGUUUUGGGAAUGGCCCUAAUGGCAGAUGGGGUUGAAGUUUUUGUGGUUGGAUUUGUGUUACCCAGUGCUGAAACAGAUAUGUGCAUACCCAAUUCUGGAUCAGGAUGGCUUGGUAGCAUAGUGUACCUUGGGAUGAUGGUGGGGGCAUUCUUCUGGGGAGGCUUGGCAGACAAGGUGGGAAGGAGACAGUCACUCCUGAUAUGCAUGUCUGUCAAUGGAUUCUUUGCCUUCCUUUCAUCAUUUGUCCAGGGGUAUGGCUUCUUCCUCUUCUGUCGAUUGUUUUCUGGAUUUGGGAUUGGUGGAGCUGUGCCAAUAGUUUUCUCCUAUUUUUCGGAAGUUCUUGCUCGGGAGAAGCGAGGCGAACAUCUGAGUUGGCUCUGUAUGUUUUGGAUGAUUGGUGGUAUCUAUGCAUCUGCAAUGGCUUGGGCAAUAAUUCCUCAUUAUGGAUGGAGUUUCAGCAUGGGAUCUGCUUAUCAGUUUCACAGUUGGCGAGUAUUUGUGAUCGUCUGUGCACUGCCCUGUGUCUCUUCUGUGGUAGCCCUCACCUUUAUGCCAGAAAGUCCACGGUUUUUGUUGGAGGUUGGAAAACAUGAUGAAGCUUGGAUGAUACUCAAGCAAAUUCAUGACACAAACAUGCGAGCUCGGGGUCAGCCUGAGAAAGUCUUCACAGUUAACAGAAUCAAAACUCCAAAGCAGAUAGAUGAGCUCAUAGAAAUAGAGAGCGAUACAGGAACUUGGUACAGAAGGUGUUUAGUUAGAAUUCGCACAGAGCUAUAUGGUAUUUGGUUGACUUUCAUGAGAUGUUUCAACUACCCAGUGAAGGAUAAUACCAUCAAACUUACAGCUGUGUGGUUCACCCUGUCUUUUGGCUACUACGGCUUAUCUGUCUGGUUUCCUGACGUCAUUAAGCAUCUGCAGUCAGAUGAUUAUGCGUCCCGAGUGAAACAUUUCCGCAAUGAGGAGGUUUCACAUUUCGUCUUCAACUUCACACUGGAAAAUCAAAUUCACAGCAAUGGAGAAUACAUCAACGACAGGUUUAUUAUGAUGAAGUUUAAAUCAGUAACUUUUGAAGAUUCCCUUUUUAAGAAUUGUGUGUUUGAAGACAUUACUUCACUGAACACAUACUUCAGGAAUUGUACUUUUGUGAAUACCACCUUCUACAACACAGAUCUCGAGCAAUAUAAAUUUGUUGACAGUGAUUUUAUAAAUUGCACAUUUUUCCAUAUCAGGACAGGAUGCCAAAUUUCUUUUGAUGAUGACUACAGUGCCUACUGGAUUUAUUUUGUUAAUUUUCUGGGAACUUUGGCAGUGUUACCAGGGAACAUUGUGUCUGCUCUUCUGAUGGAUAGAAUUGGACGUUUAACAAUGUUAGGUGGUUCGAUGGUUCUUUCUGGCAUAAGCUGUUUUUUCCUGUGGUUUGGGACCAGUGAAUCCAUGAUGAUAGGUAUGCUGUGCCUCUACAACGGUCUCACCAUCUCAGCUUGGAACUCUCUUGAUGUCAUUACUGUGGAGUUGUAUCCUACAGACAGAAGGGCAACAGGCUUUGGCUUUUUGAAUGCACUAUGCAAAGCAGCAGCUGUACUUGGAAACUUAAUAUUUGGUUCCCUUGUUGGCAUCACCAAAGCAAUCCCUAUUCUCCUUGCUUCUACUGUUCUAGUAUGUGGAGGUCUGGUAGGACUUCGGCUUCCUGACACAAGAACACAGGUGUUGAUGUAAUUGGAAAAAGCCAUUUACUGUUUAUUUCUUUCUUUGUAAAAUGUGAGCUCUACUGUUUGAUGGUGCAAAGGCUUCAGAUUCUCAAUGCUUAUCAGAGUGCUCUGAUGGCAGAAAUCAAACACGGAAAAAGAGUGGCAGAGAUUUAGAAACUACUGUAUGAAAGUUUUAGAUUUCACUUUCAUUUGCUUGCAUACUUUGCUAUUUAAAACCACUUCACUUAACUUCAGACUGCAAAGCUACCUCUUAAAACACUUCCAGUGACAUGUCCAGGAAGACAAAAAACAUACUGAUAAUUAGAUAUUUAAAAUGCAAGUGGUCAUGUUAUUUAAAAA